AUUCAAGAAAGCAAUAAACCUUUCUUCAUAUUAUUCUUCUUUUCUAUUUUCUAACAUGGUAUCAGAGCUAUAAGCUCUUGAUUUUUUUCUCUUAUCAUCGCUAUUGGGUUUUUUGGAGUUGGGUUUUCAAUUCCAUUCCAGAUCUGAACUUUGUCGUUGGGAUCUCUUCUCCUAUAGAUUAGAUUGUUUAUCCUUGAUUCUCAGGCCCUUUCUGAGGUGUUUUGUUGGUUUGUUGGUUUGUUAUUUCAAUCUUGGCAUAUAUUUCUUCAUAUUUUUAGAGUUUUUCAGUAUUGUGAGUAAACUGAUUCUAUGGCGAGUUUUGAAAGGAUUGUAACUCAUUCUGCUACUGCUAUGGUUGCCAAAGAAGUGAUAGAACAACCUAAUGUCAACCUUGAAUCCCUAAAACAGGUGAUAUUAAAUCUUCUUAAUGCUCUUACUGCCUUAUCUACUACUCCGUGUACCAAACCUUGGACCCACAAACAGGAUAACUUCUUAGAACUGGUCACAAGACACAUCCUCAAUUUUGUUUGUGCUCUGCUUAUUUCAUCUUCUUGUCCAGAGCAAUUUUGGGGUGAAGCUGCUCUUAUAGCUGUUUAUCUUAUUAAUCGCAUUCCAUCAUCAAUCCUUAAUAACAAGUCUCCAUACGAGCGUCUACAUGGUACAUCUGAUGAGCUCUACAAUGCCUCACCACGUGCUCCAACUAGUUCUGUAGAAGAUGAUCUGCUUGCUGGUAAUGCAUUAGAUAAUUUUGAGCCUUCUUUUACUUCCUCGUCUAUAUCACCUGUUGAUUCUACAAAUGAGCUUGUUGUCCCAUCCUUGAGUCAUUCUACUCGGAUCAAAACACAAUCUGAUGGUUCUGUGGAGCGUUAUAAGGCACGCUUGGUUGCCAAGGGUUUUACACAGGAGUAUGGAAUUGACUAUGAGGAGACAUUUGCUCCAGUUGCUCGUCUUACAUCUGUGCAUAGUUUGCUUGCUAUCGUUGCUUUGUGGAGAUGGAAAUUGUUUCAGAUGGAUGUGAAAAAUGCUUUUCUUAAUGGUGACCUAGAAGAAGAAGUUUAUAUGAAACCACCUCCUUGGCUCAACCAUCCUCCAAACAAGACUGCUCGGGGUGUGGUUCUUUUACUUCUUUAUGUUGAUGACAUGAUUAUUACUGGAGAUGAUGUCGCAAGUGUUGAGGAGUUAAAACAAUCUCUCAGUCAGAAAUUUAAGAUGAAAGAUCUUGGUGUUCUACGCUAUUUUUUGGGGCUUGAAGUGACCUCUUCAGAUGAUGGCUACCUGCUUUUUCAAGUAAAGUAUGCCUCUGAUCUUAUUUCUAAAGCUGAACUCAAUGAUGGUAAAAGUGUUUCUACACCUCUUGAACCUAAUCUCAAGCUUACACCUAUGGAUGGCUUUCACUUUCUGAUCUCACUUGCUAUCAGCAAUUGUCAGUUUAUGACUGAUCCUCACUCCACUCAUUAUGCAGUAGUACUUUGCAUUAUUCGCUAUGUUAAGGGAACAUUAUGUCAUGGACUCCAUUUUUCUGCCAACUCCUCCCCUGUGCUUCGCACUUACUCUGAUGCUGAUUGGGUUGGUGAUCUUUUGGAUCGUAGAUCUACCACCAGUUAUUGUCUUUUCCUUGAACUUCUUUCAUUACGGUGGCUUCUUGAAGAUAUGGGCAUUCCUCAACCUUCUUCUACUGAUUUAUAUUGUGAUAAUCAAAGUGCUAUGCAGAUUGCUCAUAAUGAUGUCUUUCAUGAAUGCACUAAACACAUUGAGGAGUCAUAUAUCCGGACCCAAGGAGAUCCUUACUUUGAUGGUCUGCUAAGACUUGAUGGAGUAGAUGUCGGUUCUGUUGCUUCAGCUAUCAUUUAUGCCUUCUACUUGAAUAGAACACUUGAAAAUGAUGAGUUCUUCACUGUUCCUAUCAUCAACAUGCAUCGAGCAGAGUUGAGUUCACAUGCUGAACUAAUAUGGUUGCUUGAUUCAUGUCAAAUAGAUCAGUCAUCCUUAAUCUAUUUUGAUGAAGUGUUCAUCACAAUUCUAAUGGGCUCCAAGAAUACUCAAACCAAACUUAUAGGCCCAAUUUUGCAUUUGUUUCUUUACAUUAUGGCACCAACCAAUUUAAUGGAUAUGUUGCAAUGGGUCAUGGAGGAGGUCGAGGACAUCAUGGAGCUCGAGGAUGAAAAAAUAAUUGGAAUUCCUCCAAGAGCCGGUACCACCUUGUUUCAGGCUUGUCCUCAAGCAGCAACUCCUAGUGCGGCCUCCUCAAAAAUUAAUCAAGUAUGCUCCCUUAACUCUUCCUCUAUUUCUCCCUUGGCCCAUGACCUUACCUCUUCACCCAUUCUAUUACCUGCCCACAACUCCACACUCUCACAAAUCCAACAUUAUCCUCCCUUUAGGUCAAUUGCCCAGCCAUCUCCAAACUCCAAGCCUAACACAAACUUCGUGUCUCCUCAGCCUCCUUCCACUUUGCCCUCAUCUCCUAGUGCAAGCUCAUCGCUUAUGCCCACCCAUGCCACCUUUAUUUCUCCCCCUUUCGACUCCACUGUCGACUCACCUCCAACCCCACACCAACCUCUUGGUAUUUGGGACUUAGUUCCCUCUAGUGAUCAUCAAAAUGUCAUUGGCAGAGACAUGGCUGAGGCUAAACCGGUUUCCUCCCCUAUAGCUACUACAGCUCUUCAGUUGCACCAAGGUCUCAAACUCUCAAAUCCUUCUUCCUGUCGGCGCCUUGUUGGCUCUUUGCAAUAUCUUAAUCUCACUCGACCGAACAUUACCUUUGCUGUCAAUCGUCUCUCCCAGUUCCUUCAUGCUCCAUUUGAUGUCCAUAUGCAGGCAGCCAAGCGUAUACUCCGCUAUCUCAAAGGGUCUGUCUUUCAUGGGCUUUUACUCCACCGGCAACCUCUGUCUCCUCUUCAUGCUUUUUCUGAUUCUGAUUGGGCCGGUGACAAGGAUACUCUUCAUUCAACUGAGGCCGAGAAUCGUGCUUUAGCUGCUGCUUUCUCUGAGGUCAUUUGGGUCUGUAAUCUUAUCCGCGAACUGGGUCAUCCUGUCUCCUACCCGCCUGCACUAUGCUGUGAUAAUAUUGGCGCCACUCAUCUUAGUAGCUAUCCAAUAAUGCAUACCCGCAUAAAGCACAUUGCCAUCGAUCUUCAUUUUGUUUGUGAAUUAGUGGAUUGAAAGCUGUUACAGCUUGCUGGCAUCCUGUAAGACACUGGAAACCUUUCAAGCCCUCACUGUACGUCCAAAGAUAAAUACAUGGCUACAUUGUUGAUCAAUGGUGCUGGUCGUUUUGGAAGCAAUGGUUUUUACCAGAUUGGUGAGUUUUGUUUUCUUGUUCUGCAUCACUUCUCUAUGUAUUUUGCUUCUUGCUCCCAUCCACCUCCAUCUCAGAGAAAUCCUUGUUUUCUUAUGGUGUGAUUUUCUAUACCGGAAAGCUAACACCUUGUAACUACACUUAUUUAUGAUUUGCAGUGAGAUAUAAAAUGCAUGAUGUCUU
Messenger RNA from Rubroshorea leprosula, 3478 nucleotides. NCBI's taxonomy places the organism in Eukaryota, Viridiplantae, Streptophyta, Magnoliopsida, Malvales, Dipterocarpaceae. The record is from the annotation of a GenBank genome assembly.